CAUGGUGGACCGAUUGCAAUGUGACCAAUGAUUCUUCAAAAUUCCAAACUCUGCAGCAGUUAGAAUGUUAUCUUCCAGACUCUUAUUUCAUAGAAGCGGCCGAUCUACCAUACAAUGCUUUCAAAUCAAUGCCAAGACAAUGCAAAUUAUUCGAUUUCGUUUCCUUAACGGGACAAAUUUUCUCAACAGCAGGAGCUUUCCCGAUAAGUGGUUCUCGAAGGCUUCUAAUUCUGUUUAUGUCAAGAGCGAACGUUUGUUAAAAAAUUCUUACGAGAAAGUUGGCGGACUUUUUCAAGCGUUGGAUGAUCUUUUAGGGAUCUCCGAUGUACAAGAAGCUCAGACAAGUGUAAAAAAAGCUGAGAGUGAAUUCAUGUCCACCCGAGGCAAGGUGCAGUCCUCCAAAUCAAAACUGAACUCAGAACAGGAAAGGCUGAAAGACAUUCGCCGUAAGUUGGAUCGGAUUCCUCGGGACGAUGAACGUUAUCUAACUUUAGCGACAGAAGAACACAAGAUUCUGCUCGAGGAAAAAAAGUUAAAGAGUGAACAUGAAGAUUUGGAAGCACUGGAAAGAGACCAGUUUGCUCUCCUGUCAGGAGCUGUGAGGGAUUCCCACGAGAGAGAGAGGGCAAGAGUGGAAAGGACAAAACACUGGUCUGUGAUUGGCUCUAUUGGUGGUGCUGCACUUGGAAUCUUGGGCUCUACUCUAGUGAACUACAUCCGCUUGAAGCAAAUCAAGAACUCCAUCAAGGAGACUGGAAGCACAUUGAUAGGAAAGACAGAUGAGCUUGCUGAUCUGGUAAAAACUCAGGAAAAUCAAAUAGGGACACAAACAAAUGACUUAAAGGAAUCUUUAUCUACUCAAAGUAAAUUGUUUGAGCAAAAACUUGAAGAAUUAGCAGGUUUGUUAAACCUACUUACUCUAAAUUUAAUUUCCGAUCCCUUAAAGGACUUGGGAAUUCAUGUUCAACCAGCUGUGGAUCCUGAGCAUUUUAAAAAUGUACAAUCUCUCAUGAGUCAAAACCAAGGCAAUACUGAAGAGCUGAUGAAAAGUAUUGUAUCAAAAAUUGACUCAGUUAUUGAGGUCUUGAAAAUUGAUCAAUAUAAAAUGAAGGAUGAUUUGAAGACAUUGCAACAACACCUUGACAAUCUUGACAGUUCUGUAGUUCACUGUGAAAACAGAACUGUGGAGGAGCUAGAAAGACUUGGUAAGUCCAUUCAUGCUAAGCCUUUCCCUCUCAGCAACUCUGUGGAACCUUUAACACGUGUACCUGAAAAAUUUGCUGAAAAUGCACAGUGGUGGUCUAAGGCAAGUACGUUUACAUCACUAGUAUGUACUGCAUUGACAGCUUCUGCUCUUCUGUAUGAGUUGUUCAUUAAGUAAAUGAAUAGAAAUUUUAGAUUGUGGCUUAGUAAUAAAUGCAAGCUGAAAUGAGGAGUUAA
This is a messenger RNA of Stylophora pistillata, 1440 nucleotides long. Its product is annotated as mitochondrial potassium channel. The record is from RefSeq and is a predicted model, not a curated record. NCBI's taxonomy places the organism in Eukaryota, Metazoa, Cnidaria, Anthozoa, Scleractinia, Pocilloporidae.